This is a messenger RNA of Cavia porcellus (domestic guinea pig), 960 nucleotides long. RefSeq names its product olfactory receptor 8B3-like. The record is from RefSeq and is a predicted model, not a curated record. The transcript has a single exon. Gene Ontology annotation, biological process: sensory perception of smell; G protein-coupled receptor signaling pathway. Gene Ontology annotation, molecular function: odorant binding; G protein-coupled receptor activity; olfactory receptor activity. Gene Ontology annotation, cellular component: membrane. Lineage: Eukaryota; Metazoa; Chordata; Mammalia; Rodentia; Caviidae. The coding region runs from base 10 to 960 and encodes 316 amino acids.
UUUUCAACAAUGACAACAUUUUCUGGAAAUGACUCCUUAGUCACUGAGUUUCUUCUUGCUGGACUAACAGAUCGCCCAGAGCUCCAGACACCCCUCUUUUACCUGUUUCUAAUGAUAUACUUUGUCACUCUGCUGGGCAACUUAGGAUUGAUAGCUCUGAUUGCUCUCAGUUCUCAACUCCAUACUCCCAUGUACUAUUUCCUCUUCAACCUCUCCUUCAUCGAUCUCUGUUACUCUUCUGUUUUCACUCCCAAAAUGCUGAUCAACUUUGUCUCAAAGAAGAAUGGCAUCUCCUAUGCAGCGUGCAUGACUCAGCUGUUUUUCUUUCUCUUCUUUGUCAUCUCUGAGUGCUACAUGUUGACUGCAAUGGCCUAUGAUCGCUAUGUGGCCAUCUGUCACCCACUGCUGUAUAAGGUCACCAUGUCCCAGCAGGUCUGUUCUGGGCUAUCUCUUGCUGCCUAUGCAAUGGGCCUUGCUGGCGCCAGUGCCCACACAGGCUGCAUGCUUCGCCUGAUCUUCUGCAGGGCCAGUGUCAUCAACCAUUACUUGUGUGACAUCCUGCCCCUCCUCCAACUCUCUUGCACCAGCACCUAUGUCAAUGAGGUAGUAGUGCUCAUUGUGGUAGGUGUGAACAUCACAGUCCCCAGUGUCACCAUCCUAGUGUCUUAUAUGUUCAUCAUCACAAACAUUCUGCACAUUAAAUCUACACAGGGAAGAUUCAAAGCUUUCAGUACCUGCAGCUCUCACAUCAUUGCUAUUUCUCUGUUUUUUGGGUCAGGAUUAUUUAUGUAUCUUAAAUAUUCUUCUCCUGAAUCUAUGGAAGAGGGGAAAAUUUCUUCUGUUUUUUACACUAAUGUGGGGCCCAUGCUCAAUCCUCUGAUCUACAGUUUGAGGAACAAGGAUGUCAAAAUUUCACUGAAGAAAGUCAAGAUUAAAAUCCAGAGGAAGUACAUAUUCUAA